Molecule: messenger RNA, 3472 nt
Organism: Entelurus aequoreus (snake pipefish)
Lineage: Eukaryota; Metazoa; Chordata; Actinopteri; Syngnathiformes; Syngnathidae
Gene: gp1bb
Product: glycoprotein Ib platelet subunit beta
Exons: 2
Coding region: 100-714 (204 amino acids)
Source: RefSeq, a predicted model, not a curated record
GCGAGGACCAGCUGCCAGCAGCACACUCAGGCUGCAGGCGACAAGGAAAAGAUCCUCAUUCAGUGAAGACACACGACGCUGACGCAUAUUUUCUUAAGAAUGAAGGAGCUCCAGCUCCUGUGUCUGCUUUUCUUUGGAGGUCAAGGGUCAUUUGCGUGCCCCCACCCCUGCGCCUGUCAUGGAAGCCAGGUGAACUGCAGCGGCAGGUCUCUCACCUCCUCUUGGCUCCCCGUCAGCUUCCCGGCAGGCACUACCGAGCUGCAUCUCUACAACAACCUGCUGACCACACUCCCAAACGGCCUGCUGGACAAGCACACCUCCCUCCGUCAUGUCUCCCUGCACGGCAACCCGUGGACGUGUGACUGCGGCGUGCUCUACUUGCGAGGUUGGCUUAGACGACAGCCGGUAGGGGGGCUCUCGUCCCACCUUGGCGUCAACUGCAGCUCCCCUCCUAGCCUGAGAGGGAGGCUGGUGGUGUAUCUGACCGAGGAGGAAGUUCUGGACUCGUGUCACUACUGGUACUGCGACCUGGCUUUGGCCUCGCAGGUGUGCCUCUUUGUGUUUGUGCUGGUGCAGGCCGCACUGCUUGUUGCAGUCAUCGUGUUCCUCAGGAGGUUUGAAAGACUCUCCAAGGUGGCCAGGUGGACCAAGGAGGAGAGCCUUACAGCUGGCGAGGCCCUUAUGGAAAAUGAGUAUAUGCGUGUGUAUAAAUGACCAUAACAGCUGAAAGUGCCCUGUUUUAAUACAAAUAUCAACUUUUAUAUACCAUAUAGAUCAGUGGUCCCCAACCACCGGUGCGGGGACCGGCACCGGUCCGUGACGCAUUUGCUACAGAGACAUUAAAUAAUUUAUAAACGAUCGCAUUUUCUCCCACUUAACUUUCGUCUGUCCCACGAGACACACCAAUAAUGUAUUAUAAAACUCCUGAUAGGAAGUCGCCAUUUGCUAUAUUUGUUACAUCUUUCUUGCAUGGGACAAUGCAAAAUAAUAAACAUAUAAAAUGUAAAGGUGCCAAAUUGUAAUCAAAAGCUAGGUUCCAUCUGCAGUCCGCGGCAGGUUGAUGACCUAAGAUUGAGUUUGAGUUGGAGUUUAUUUCGAACAUGCAAGCACACAACAUGAUACAUCACAAUUUUCAGUUUCUCUUUUCAACAGGUUCGAAAAGGAGUAGGAAGAAGCAGAGCUUAUUUAAUCUUACCCCUUUUCUUUUACAUAACAGUUGCUAAAACUUUUGUUCACUUCCUGUUCUCAAUUUAUUCACAAUAUACUCCAUAAGUAAUCACAAUAAUAAAUAAAUAAAUAAAUAAUAAUUGGUGAAGUAAGUUACAUUUCAUAUGAUGAGAUAAGUAAGAUUAUUUUGAGAAUGAAAGAAUGGAUGGAUGAAAUAAAUUCAGAAUGUUUAUCUUGGUUCUUCUUCUUUGUACUUUGUAAACACUUUAAGUUUGAAGAGUUUCUUGAAGUGGAUCAUAUUAGUAUUAGUGCAUACACUACCGUUCAAAAGUUUGGGGUCACAUUGAAAUGUCCUUAUUUUUGAAGGAAAAGCACUUUAAACUAGUCUUAACUUUAAAGAAAUACACUCUAUACAUUGCUAAUGUGGUAAAUGACUAUUCUAGCUGCAAAUGUCUGGUUUUUGGUGCAAUAUCUACAUGGGUGUAUAGAGGCCCAUUUCCAGCAACUAUCACUCCAGUGUUCUAAUGGUACAAUGUUUUUGCUCAUUGGCUCAGAAGGCUAAUUGAUGAUUAGAAAACCCUUGUGCAAUCAUGUUCACACAUCUGAAAACAGUUUAGCUACAAAACUGACCUUCCUUUGAGCAGAUUGAGUUUCUGGAGCAUCACAUUUGUCGGGUCAAUUAAACGCUCAAAAUGGCCAGAAAAAGAGAACUUUCAUCUGAAACUCGAGAGUCUAUUCUUGUUCUUAGAAAUGAAGGCUAUUCCACAAAAUUGUUUGGGUGACCCCAAACUUUUGAACGGUAGUGUAGUUUGAUUGCUCAGGGCGGAUCAGGAACAAAGUGACCAUAGUAGUUAAAGAUGGAGAAGUGCUAAAUUGUUGCAUAUAAUAAUUGUGCUGGAAGAAGAAAAUACACAUUUCCUUUGGCCUAGUAAGUUAAAGUGAUGGUAUACUCCUAUUACACAAGUAGUUAACAAUAACAGAUGUAUUUACGCAUGGAAAAUUGGAGCAAAAUAAGAUAACAUUAGUGUGUCUACGUAUGAAAUAUUGCACAAAAUAUGAAUACAUAACUUUUAGAAUGGAAAUAGACAGACAUCUAUUGUAACCAAUGGCAAGUAUUUCUAGCUUUCUUAUAUAUCCAUGCUCUUGUCCUUGAAUGUGAUGUAUCACCUAUAACCCAUCAUAUAAUAAAGCCAAAACAAAGCCUACUACUAGCAAAAAUAAGUACAAAGCAAAAGUCUAUGGAGGGUUUUUUUGCAAAGGCAAAAGGCCAGGGGCUCCCACUAAUUAUAAAUGAUAAAUGGGUUAUACUUGUAUAGCGCUUUUCUACCUUCAAGGUACUCAAAGCGCUUUGACAGUAUUUCCACAUUUACCCAUUCACACACACAUUCACACACUGAUGGCGGGAGCUGCCAUGCAAGGCGCUAACCAGCAGCCAUCAGAGGCAAAGGGUAAAGUGUCUUGCCCAAGGACACAACGGACAUGACUAGGAAGGUAGAAGGUGGGAAUUGAACCCCAGUAACCAGCAACACUCCGAUUGCUGGCACAGCCACUCUACCAACUUCGCCACGCCGUCCCUCAAUUCAACAUUUUUGGGUGAGUAUUUUCAUGUAUUCAUUUUUUAUGCACUUAUUUGCUAUACAUGUAUUUAUCCGCCACAUGUGGAAAGCCGGUCCCUGAAAAUAAUGAAAUUAAAUCGGUCCCUGGUGCAAAAAAGGUUGGAGACCCCUGAUAUAGACCAUAUUUUGUGUAAAUGUAUCUUUACUCAAUGUGCUAAUUCUCGGACCGGUACCAGUCCGUGAUGCAUUUGCUACCGGUCCGCACAGAAACAUUAAUUAAUUUAUAAACUACCGCAUUUUCUCAGACUUAACUUUCGCCUGUCCCACUAAACACACCAAUAAGCCUGUUAAUAGAUGUAUAUUACAACUUAUAGUACAUGGGACCAUGCACAUCAAUGGACAUAUAACAUUUUAAUGUGCCAGAUUGUGGCCAAAGGCUAAUUUACACGUAGAAAGCCGGUCCGUGAAAAUAAUGCAUACAUUAAACUUUUUUUAAUUCAUUGGGUGUGUGAUCAAAAUAUUUUUUUGUCAAUUUUUGUCAAAUUAUUUUUUUACCCAAACACAAAGUCACUUACUGUUUUUGUUUUGAGAGUACCUUAUUUUAAAUUUUCUAUAGAAAUCAACUUACUAUAAUAAUAAUUGUAAUAACAAUGAUCAUCAUUAUUAUUUGUGAUGCCAACCGAUUUCAAUUCACUCAAACACAAAAACUAAAUCCUUUUUAAAUCAUAAUUUAUUUAAAUUAAAGCGAG